AUGCAUUUCAAUACUUGUGUCGAAUGCUGCACAGUAAUUUGCACAUAUUGCCACAAGCAACACGAGAACAAAACAUGCGCGGAGCACGAGGACGAAACCUCAGGAAACUGUGAGGAAACGCUGCAAUCGAUGAAGAAACUGGGGAUCAAGAGUUGUCCCAAGUUGUGGAGCACAUCUUUGUUGGGUGUACCUGCAAAUGUUUACGGAUUCCGGUUUAUGCUAUAA
Messenger RNA from Sclerotinia sclerotiorum 1980 UF-70, 225 nucleotides. RefSeq lists its product as hypothetical. The transcript has 2 exons. The record is from RefSeq and is a predicted model, not a curated record. Bases 1 to 225 code for a protein of 74 amino acids. Lineage: Eukaryota; Fungi; Ascomycota; Leotiomycetes; Helotiales; Sclerotiniaceae.